Molecule: messenger RNA, 1768 nt
Organism: Megalobrama amblycephala (Wuchang bream)
Lineage: Eukaryota; Metazoa; Chordata; Actinopteri; Cypriniformes; Xenocyprididae
Product: olfactory receptor 1-like
Exons: 1
Coding region: 297-1250 (317 amino acids)
Biological process (GO): G protein-coupled receptor signaling pathway
Cellular component (GO): membrane
Molecular function (GO): olfactory receptor activity; G protein-coupled receptor activity
Source: RefSeq, a predicted model, not a curated record
AGGACUUAAGCAUUUAUAAAUAUAAAUAUGAAUUAAAUAUGGACUUAUUUUAUUCAAAGCAGCUCACAAGCGUUCAGACACUGUCAUUGUUUGCUCUGGCUCUAAAACUUUUAGAUUAUUUAGACAAGUUUGUGAUUCAAAUAUUAUGCAGAAAGUUUAAAUAACAAUAUAUUUUCAACAUUUGAAAAUAGAUAUUAAAUGUGUGAGAUGACAGUUUAGUAAAGUCCAUAUUUUGGUUAUUUCUUCAUAGUAAUUUAUAUUUUCAGCCUGUGCAAAACAACAAACGCUAAGCUACUAUGAGUUUUUCCCAAAAUAUCUCAAUUGUUCAUCCAGAAUACUUUUUCAUCACUGGGCUUACAGAUGCACCAUACAGCACUUAUUUCUAUAUAUUCUUAUUUAUCAUAUAUUUUAUUUCUGUAAUUGGGAACUUAAUUGUCCUUCUCAUUAUAGCUCUUCACCGGAGCCUGCACAGUCCAAUGUACAUUUGUGUGUUUAACUUGGCCUUGGCUGAUAUUGGUGAAAUUAAUGCACUGAUCCCUAACAUGAUGAAGCUUUUUGUUUUUGACUCACAGUACAUCUCAUACAAUGCUUGUUUGGCAAACAUGUUUUUUGUGAGCUUCUUUAUUACUGUGCAGACUUACACUCUUGUUGUUCUGGCAUUUGAUCGUUUCAUUGCAAUUUGUUUGCCACUUAGAUAUAAUGCCAUAGUGAAUAAUAAGUUCAUGGCUAUAGUGUUUUCAGUAAUAUGGAUAUUUAACACCUGUAUGGUAACAAUGACUACAUCUAUGAUAACCACUCUUUCAUUCUGUAAAUCCAAUGUGAUAGAGAGUUGGUAUUGUGACUAUGACAGAAUGAUGAGGAUGCCAUGCAAUGACAGUAGCAUUCAUCAGUUUAUGGUAUUCAUCAUUGAAGCUUUUUUCCUUGUAGCACCACCAUUCAUUAUACUGCUGUCAUACGUGGGCAUUUUUCUUGCUUUAUGUAAAAUUACAACUUGGGAAGGACGUUUUAAAGCACUGAAGACCUGUGUUUCUCACCUUUUGGUAGUUUUAUCAUUCUAUCUUCCCAUAAUAUCUAAUAUUGUUGUUGCAUCUUCUGCUAAUGCCAAGAUCAUUGGCGGAACUCUUUCAUUAACUCUUCCACCAAUGCUAAAUCCCAUCAUUUAUGUUUUAACCACAGCUAAAAUCAAAGACUUAAUCCGAAAAAUGCUUAACAACAGAUCUGCACCAAUUAGAGCGAAUGUUUCAAAAUGAUUGUAAUGAUCAUCUAUGUGAUCUUCAAUCACUGUGAAUUAAAUGAUCUAAAAUUACAACAAUAUGUACUUUAUGGAUAUUUUUAGAGCCAUUAAGUGGAAAAUAAAAGUGUACAAACAGAAAAUAAAUUCAAUGUGCUAGAUGUAGAGUGGACACAUUAGAACGUAUGUGUUGGUUAACAGCAGUGAAAUGUUUAUUUAUUUAUGAAUGAAUCCAUCUGAUUUCAAGUGUGUGUAGUGUAUGUGUUUGUUCUUAGUUACUGGCCCCAAGACAAAACGAAUUGAAAUGGUAAAAUAUUUAAGCAGGCAAUUUAAUUUAAGCAGGCUCACAUGCACAAACUGUUGCGGGGAGAAGGCCAGUGAAGGAAUAAUGCAGAUUGUCUGUGUACAGACCACACCUGGCCCUGGAGAAGUUUUGACAUAUCCUGACAUUUGUGAUUUUUUCAGUUGUUCAUAAACAUAUUAAUGGAAAAAGUGUCAUUACACUGUAUUCAGCACAAAGUAGGCUACAAUAAUAUG